Amphibalanus amphitrite is the source of this 1269-nucleotide messenger RNA. Its product is annotated as prostamide/prostaglandin F synthase-like. The record is from RefSeq and is a predicted model, not a curated record. The coding region runs from base 1 to 519 and encodes 172 amino acids. The transcript has 5 exons. NCBI's taxonomy places the organism in Eukaryota, Metazoa, Arthropoda, Thecostraca, Balanomorpha, Balanidae.
AUGACAGCACACAAUGUGUUCUGUCGGCUGGGGGCCAAGGACCUGAGUGCCUUGCACCCCCAGCUCAAGGAGAACGGCGUCCGCCUGGUGGGCGUCGGUCUCGAGGAGCUCGGUGUGGAGGAGUUUGUUGAAGGACAGUAUUUCUCCGGAGACCUCUUCAUUGACCUGAAACAGGAGAGCUACAAGGAGAUGAAUAUGAAGCGCCACAGCUACUUCAGCAUCUGGCCCAGUGUGUUCGGCAAGAAGGGACGCGACGCCACCAGCCGGGCCAAGACGAUGUCGAUCUCCGGAAACCUGAAGGGCGACGGCUUCCUGAUGGGCGGCACGAUCGUGGUCAAUAAGGGCGGCACCGAGACGCUGCUGCAGUUCAAGCAGGACGGCCCGGCCGACCACGUCGAGAACAGUGCCAUUCUCAAGGCUCUGGGCAUCUCCGGUGGAGACGCGGCGUCGCCACCGCCGGCCGCCGACGGCGACAAGCCCAAGGUGACCUGCACGGAGGACGUGUGCACGCGCUCCUAGACUGCCGACGUCGCCGGGAGGUGAGGGGUGGGGCGCGCGGGCCGGUCGGCCGGCCGUCGGCUCCGACGAUCGGACGAAUGACGACGCCGACGCAAAGUCCCAGCGGACCGGUCGGUGUCUGAGGUGUGUCUGAUCAGAGGGUCACCGGCGGGCGUCUGUCCUGCUCCGCUGCCCCACUUCGCCCCUGCCGCCGUGCAUCGGACAGUCUAAAGGGAUGUCUGAAGAUUCCUGGUCUUUAUAAUGUUAUCCGUAUCUCGUCUAUGGUUUGCCGGCGGGUGGGCUUGACUCGUUCGGCCGCCGGUGAAGUCUCUAAGUCUCCAUCGCUGCCUCUGGGAACGCCGCACGGCGCUUUCUAUCGAACGAACGACACCGGCGCUGACUCGCCAGAACUGUGUGUGAUGUUCUGUGAUGUACUCUUAUCCACCGCGGCUCUCUCGCUCUCUCCGCGUCCCUCCACUGCUCUGCUCUCUCGCUCGCCGCCCUCCCGGCUUGCUGUCUGUGUGAGGUGGGCACUGGCAGGGUGGCUUCAAGCGCCACAGGCUGGCGCCGCGCAGCGCAGCUAACUGAAUUCCACCUCUUCGGGUGCGCAGAAAACUAAUAUAAUCACGUGCACCUCAUCAACUGAGUGAUAUAGACCAAACACAUGUAUGCCUUCGCUUUGCCCAGUUGAGUUCGCUUGACUGGGAAUGGAGAGAAACGUCGAAUAUUUUGUUAUUGUUUAAUGAUGCGUCAAUACAAGUGGGACUGCUU